UCAGAUGUAAACAAAUAUUUCUGGUUGGUAGUAAAUAAACACUCUAUUUUAUCUAAUCCAAGACUUUUCGAAAUUAUUAUAAUAAUAUUGCGAAUGUGUGCUUAAGAAGUGUACAGUUCCAUAUAUUUUUUGUUUUUGUUGAAAUUCAAUGAAGUGUCAACAUGACUAAGUGAAAAAAAAAUGCAUUUUAAAUGUAUUACGUUUGUUAAGAAAAAUGUAAUAUUUUCACAAUUUCUUUUCUUUAAUUAAUAUGCAAUUGAAUUGAAUUCAAAAUGUGCACAAGUUGGUUUAUGAGAAGAUGGCGAAUGUGGAUUCGUCCUGUCGUUAUGAUGGCUUAUGGCUUGAUUAUUUUAAUUAUCUUGCCUUUGUGUGCUGUGAAAUUUCAACAGAAUGGCAUGUCACCUCAAAUGCAAGCUUGGUUUACAAGUGGAAUUUUCGUAUUAAUGGCCUUGCCAAUAACGUUUUGGGAAAUCACACAGCAUUUAGUACAUUACAAUAAGCCUUAUCUGCAAAGAUACAUAAUAAGAAUACUAUGGAUGGUCCCAAUAUAUGCUUUAAAUGCUUGGCUUGCCUUAACUUUUCCAAAGACUGGUAUUUACUUAGAUACAUGUCGAGAAUGCUAUGAAGCAUAUGUGAUAUAUAAUUUCAUGAUCUUUUUGUUGAAUUUUCUUCAUUAUGAGAUGGACAUGUCUUCCACAUUAGAAACUAGACCACCUGUUAAAUACAUAUUUCCACUGUGCUGUUUUCCACCUUGUCCUGCUGGAAAAUACUUCAUACAAGCAUGUAAACAUGGUAUUCUUCAAUAUACAGUUAUUCGUCCAGUUACAACUUUAGUAUCUUUAAUAACUGAGCUUUUAGGUGUUUAUGGUGAAGGCAAGUUUUCUCCAACAUGUGCUUAUCCUUAUGUUGUUGCCGUAAACAAUGCAUCACAAUUUGUAGCGAUGUAUGCUCUUGUGCUUUUUUAUCAAGCCAACAAAGAAGAAUUAGCACCCAUGAAACCCAUUGCAAAAUUUUUAUGCAUAAAAGCCGUUGUAUUUUUUUCUUUUUUCCAAUCUGUAAUCAUAGCUAUUUUGACUUAUAUUGGUAUCAUAACUGAUUCAUUUGCUGCUCCUGGUUCAGAUGUUGCUGAAGUUGGCAGAAGUUUGCAGAACUUCUUGAUAUGUAUAGAAAUGUUCAUUGCUUCGGUUGCCCAUUAUUUUGCAUUUUCUCAUAAGCCAUAUAUUGACAUGGCAGCCCAGCAAGUGCCUUGCUGUCUGUCUUUCAUGAGCAUGUGGGAUGUUUCAGAUGUAAGACAAGAUGUUUCAGAUCAUAUUCGACAUGUUGGAAAAAGAGUGAAAAUGUCAGUUUCUGGUAGGCAUUUAGCUGGAAGUGAAGAAGAAAAACAACUUCUAGUCCCUAACCAUGAAAUGGAAAAUCCUUCUGCAUCAUCAGUGAACUAUGAUAGUAUAGGAUCCAGAACUGCAUAUGCUAGUGCUUCUUCUACACAAAACAAAAAUAAUUUUUAUGAAGAACCUGAAGAUCUCAGUCAUGAAGUUCACACAUAAAAUACUAUUAUUUUGUAAAUAUUACACAUGCAGAGCCAAUAAAAUGUACAUAAUGCACAAUUUUGUUAGCCGGAAUCUUUAUAAAAUAAUUUGUAUUAUACCUAACAAUAUAUAAAGCAUAUAUUCAAAAAAUAA
Argiope bruennichi is the source of this 1679-nucleotide messenger RNA. Its product is annotated as transmembrane protein 184C-like. Gene Ontology annotation, molecular function: transporter activity. Lineage: Eukaryota; Metazoa; Arthropoda; Arachnida; Araneae; Araneidae. Gene Ontology annotation, biological process: transport. The coding region runs from base 273 to 1544 and encodes 423 amino acids. The transcript has 9 exons. The record is from RefSeq and is a predicted model, not a curated record.